CUUUGAAGAUUUUUCCAGAUUUGGGCCAUGACAUUUCACAAUUUUGCGUGGAUGCAAGCUGCUGAGGCACUAAAUCAAUCAAUCAUUGCAAUGUCAAUGAGGCGAGGGAAGCUAACAUGUAGGUCUACACGCACAACGAACAACAGUUUAGACGAACACUGAGUACAAUCGUGUUAUUAAUUAUAAAAACGGAACAAGAAGCUCAGCACAGAGCAUUUGUCGAUCGAAGAGAGACGCUGGCACCAUCCCGAAGUUUAAAGUCCUGUAAACAGUAGAUCUACAUUGUAUUUUCUGGUAGCACAGCAUCAAAAUAAUAAUUCUUCGCCUUAGCCCCCAGCCUAGGUGUAGGUCGGAAGCUGAGGCUGAUAUUUAUCCAUUGCACUGGGAUUCUCGCUAUCAUCUGGCUCGCACCUGCACAGGCUGGAGAGUGAGAAUCAGGCUGCAAUCUGGUAAUCGGCUCACUGUCGCCCCGGGACCAACUCUACAUCAGGCAACACGAUAACCUAGAUAACUGCUUACACCAGCAGUCUAUGCGCAAUGCUAUUCGGCUGCUAGAUAAAAUAGCGGUCAUAGUGCUGUCUUCUGUCCAUACUUGUGUAGUCGGAUGUUUUCUUGGCAGUGAAGGGCACUUUGCUCACCGAGAGGCCGGUACGAGCACAUCGACUACUAGCGCUCUACUUAGUGUUCGACAUCGGUGAUAUGCUACUACUACUACUGCUGGCCUUGUGUCGUUAGAGCAAAAACUGAUCAAGGUCAACAACACCAUCUCAGUGAUUCAACAGACGUCGCAAGUAUCGGACAUUUGCGAACCACUCACCAUCCGAGUCCCUCGCCUCUCUCAAUCAGCAGGCCAAAAACUAUUUUGACAGACGAGACACGACACGGGCGUGUGCCGACGGCCGCCAAGCCGAGUUUCCGCAAAACUCCAGCCUAGUAUUUCGUACACGUAGGUCUACGCAGUACCUACAUGUAGCUGUGUGGCUGCUUGGCUGAGGACAAACACGCAAACAGGCGAAACCCAACAUCACACUCACGUUCUCUCAUCCCGCUACUGGAAUCAGAGCGAUGAGCAGCGCCUUUUCCAAGAGAAAGAAGCGUAGGUCUACUACUCCAACAUUAGCAACAAACAGUCAGUAUCACGGAUUUGUGAGGUAACAGUUUUGAACUGCUCGUCACCCAGUCACGGGGAUUCCGUGUGAGUGCGUUCUGCGCAUCCUUUGAAAGUGUUCUCCAAACGUUGUUGCAUCCUGGAUACACUGACACCGGGCGGUUGGUUGGCGAGCGUCGAUUGAACUGACCGAUGCUCAACAAAGCAACUAUUCCUCUCACAGCGUCAGAAUCAACCCAGGGACAAAACUUCAGAAGCAAUCACCGUGGCGCGAGCUGGAGCAGAGGAUAUCACAUCCAGUGAGCGUGCGACGUGAUCCAUUCGCCUUGCUGCUGCACUGCACUGACCAACUGGAAAAUAAUUUCACGGCGCGCACUGGAGCGUGAUUGUGUCACUCGCCCGUUAGUAGUGUUUAGCUACCGUUGGAGAAGCUCGCUAGAUUUCAAGUUCAUCCCGCUACGAAAUUGUAGGGGCCGUGAGACAACUAUUGGGUCGCGAUCAAUGACGGGAAUCUGUUUCUCCUCCGUCUGAGGGAGGUUUGCGGUGCGCGAUGUGCUGCAGUUUGCUGUGAGAAGGUAUCGGGAGGUUGUUUGUUAUCAAUCGCGGCAAGUGUUUCUCUCGGCUCUACACUUUGUCGAGUCGCUGCUCUGUUAUCGCGAGCGUUGUGGUAGCGCCCUGUUGAGUGUUUUAGCGUGCUCUUGGCCAAGCGUUCCAGAUUGCAGAAAGGGAUCGUUUGGAGCUCCCCCUCCGCACUCCGUGCUGGUGUGUGGUGCCUCUUGUGCAACACAAUACGCACUUGGUGACAAAGAGCUGAGCGAUAACCCACGCGAUAGGAGUGCUAACUUUUCAAGGCCAGUAGGGCCGCGAGGCUGAAGAUGAGGGACGGAAGCAAGGCCGAUGAUACGCCGUCGGAGGCCGUACGGACCAGCCAGCCAGUGGACGUAGACGAAGUCGAUGGGAAUGCAGUCGCCAGUCUACGGCAGCCAGCGAAAGCCAACGGUAAUGGAAGUGUACAGAGGCGAUCUAGCGGCGGGUUGAUGGGACGCUACUGGUCGACUACAAGCGUACUGGAUAUGGCGAAUGCUUACAAUCGCAGCGUGAUGCCCAGCAUGCUGACGGACGCUGAAGAGCGAAUGUUGGAGGACGUCGAGGAGGAAUCGUCUGACUGGGAAGAUAGCGAUUGCGAGAGUGAACCAGACAGUGCGGGGGACAGUCAAAGCGACGACAAUGGGGACGAGGAGCUGCUAGCGGCAACGACGUCCGCCCUGUUCCCAACGUCUCUCUCCCAGCCUGAAAUGCACGCUGAUCUGGCAAGAAAGCGCUCUGCAUCCCUACCCAAAACCAGCAGUGAUGAUGGUGCUCUGGAGCAUUUGAGCGCAAGACGACAAUCCAGUAGGCUACUGAGAGGUGAGAGUUUGAGAAGGCAGCUGUUCCAGGAAACAAUGCUGAGCAAUCCAGCGCUGAGACGGAAUUCCAGCGUGGAAUGCCUGCCUAUGCCCGAUGCAGCAGGAGCAGGGAGUGUGGACUUGGCGGAUGGAUGCGCGGCGUCUGCAGGGAGGUCGGACAGGGUCAAGCCCCGCCACACCGUCAUCGGGUACUCACUGCCCGUGUGGAGUGCACCGGAGAGUCGAGGUCCGUCGCGACAAACAUCCUCGUCCGCCACCGCCGCCAUCACCGCCGGUGCUGCCGAGGACCACAGCGUACUGCAACUGUGCACCAGCGAGCCUGUGCGAUCCGCAUCUCCCCGAUUGACCGACGACAGUGCACAGCGAUGCACUUCCGACACGACGUCGGCCGCGGCGCACAAAAGCCGCUCGCUGGGCGCAGUGGGUACCGACCAUCGACGCAGUUACAUGCUCGCCAUCGACCCGUCCGAACUGAACCUGGCCAAGUCGGGCACGGGCACACUGCGCAAGAUCAAGAAGAGCUUUGGAAAGGUCUUCAAGCACAGAGACUCGGUGCCAGGAGCGUCGAAAGAAGCAAGCAGCGCGUCCGGAGUUUCCAACGAUAGCGGCCUGGAGUGUUCGCCGCCAGUGUCCUCUACCCUGGAGCAUCAGGAGUCGGUGUUUUCAUCCACAGAGACAGCGGACGACUUUGUCUACUCCACCCCGGCCAGAGAGUUAGCAGCCAAGCAGCGCAGCCGUGUCUCCUCCGCUCCCGUCCCGUCCCGAUUUAAAGACAUGCUGAAGAAGAAGAAGACGACACCCGAGCGUCACUCCGUGGCCGAGUCGAUACGCUCUGACGAUACGUGUAGUUCGCUGAGCGAUCAUUCUUCUCGUGGCUCAUCGCCAUCAUCGGAGAAUGCGCCGGAAUUUGCGCACCGGGAGCGCAAGGCGACGAUACUGCAGCGCUUCCAGUCGCCGAUCCUGACGCGGCGAUGGAAGAUGAUGCAGGAGGGCCGAUCGGGGCUGGAUCGUCAGCACAGCAGCAGUGUCCCCACACACCUCCACCACCUGGAAACGGGAUCGAGUCCUGAGCCGCCUAUCCGUCCGUUCAUUCGCAGACUCAUGGACAUCGAGCCAAGGCAUUUGGCCGAGGAGCUCACUCUCCUAGAUGCCCAUCGUCAGCAGCAGAUUCAGGCCAACGAGCUGAUCGACUGCGCGUGGAUGUCUAAGGACAGGGAUGUUCGAGCGCCGAAUAUCAUGACAAUGGUGGAGCAUUUUAACAGACUGGCACUGAUCACUACUAAGGAGGUCCUGACGCCAGCGACAGCAGAAAAACGUGCCCGAGCGAUCGGCUACUUCAUCAAGGUUGGUGAAGAGUGUCUAAAGCUGCAGAACUUUAACUCCCUCAAAGCUAUCUUAGCUGGUCUCCAGUGCACGCCAAUGUUCCGACUGCAGAGAACGUGGAAAGAAGUCUCGGCCAACAAGAUGAAGCGAUUCGAUGAUCUAUCCGAAUUGAUGACCGAAAACAAGAACUAUGUAGCGUACCGGCAUCGCAUGGUCAAAGCUCUGGACAAUCCGCCGUGCGUUCCGUUCCUGGGAGUCUUCCUGACGCAGAUCUGCCAGAUGGAGACGUUCCACCAGAUGCACCACAAGCGCAAGCGCAGCCUGCGUGGGUCCACACGCCGGCGCCUGUCGCGGCGCGGCACCAAGGGCAAGAACGACGCAGACAGCAGGCCGGCGGUGCGACGGAAAUCGACGAAGCGUACUCCGCGCCCACCGCGUGCUCCAGCGGCGGAACGGCUGUCCGAGCUGCCAACAAUCAGCCAGACGGAUGAGAUUGACGGCACCGGUGCGGAUGACCAGACGUCUUCUGUAGCUCCGGAAAGCCAGCCAUUGCCUGUAGAGAGUACGGACAGUAAGAACAAUGCAUCACACACCACCGCCUGUGCAGAGAGCCAAGACCGUGCCAAUGACGUUUCUUGCGCGUCAUCGUGUUCGCACGAGUGCCCACUGGAUCGUGUUAACACGUCUCGGCUGCACGAGCAUCUGAAUGGCUUUGCAGCUCAACUAAACGGCCACAUCAACACCAGCGAAGAAGACACUAAUAUCACCAAUACAUGUAGCGAUGCCCAGGAUUCAUGCACUGACAGAGAAGAACGCCAUAGUGAAGCUAAUCUGAACGAGAACGAGAUUGCCAGACAACGCGCUGGAUCGACGUCCCCUGCGUCAAUGCGCUUUGCCGAACUCACCGACACCCGCCGCCCACACGACAGUCUCAUCAGCGAAGACAGCGCGUACGUCAGUGACUUGGGCAGUCGGGCGAGCAGCACUACGCUGAUGUACCGCAACGACAGUAGCUACGAGGGCAGGGAUGAAAGCGGAGCACUCGUCAAGCGUGCCUCGUCUGUUGACCAGCCAAGUCCUCUCACCGAAACACAUACCACUUUGCAUGAUGCAUCCCAGAAGAUACCGGAAGACUCUGAGAGUGGUGUCGAAGGCACUGGUAGUGAAAUACCAACAGUGGCAGCUAAUGCAUCAACUGAAGGAAGUAGCAAAGACACGUCAGAGCCGCUGAAGACUGAAACCGUGGAUGGCCCUGCAGAUCAACCUGGCCUCGAAACCUCGCCUGACGACGUGGAAAACACUGGUGAUGCAAAGUCAAGCGAUUCUCCAGACGGAGUCGUCAAGCGGGCACACGAGAGUUUGAAGCGUAAAGUAAAGGAACAGCAUCAGCUGUCAUCGUCGUCGCUCCGCUCAGCCAACUCUGGCAAUGUUCGUGAACGGUUGGCCACGGUCGUUGGUAUGGUACCCAGCCCUCGUCCGAAACGACGCACGUCCAGCGAGACGAGUGUCAGUCACAGCGGCAGCAACACGCUGACAAAGCUUCGUGUGCAGUCACCAAACUCCUCGCUGACCUCUGUAGGCGAAUCGGCACAGAAAACUGAAAACUCGACGGCCGUUGCGGCGUGCGGUGGAGAAGAUUCCACGGCCGAAGCGGCAGCACCGGCCACCGCAGAACGACCACUGACCAUCCAGGAUUCAGCAACUUCCCUGAACUGCCAAGUCAGUCCGCACAUGUCCCUGGCCGAGCAACUGCGGCGCUACAAGCUUGCUGCCAGCUGCUACCAUCACGCUAGCAAGCCGUGGGUGCGAUAUCUGCUGGACAACUACGUAUGCAAUACGGAAGAGCAGAACUACCUGCUGUCGUGCGAGAGAGAACCGAGACAGGAGUCGAGGAAGUCCUGGUACGAGCGGCUGACAUCAUGAACUCCUACUCGUACGUAUGAUACUCUUGUUGUUAUUAUUAUUAUCCAUCCGAGUCCAUUAUUAUUAUUACCUUGAAUCCUUUCUAUCUGGCAACUAUGCAGCAGAGCCUCAAGUAUCAGAAUGUUGCACAUUUUUACUACGAUUACCUAGAUGCUAGCUGACACUGUGAAAGAAUUUGUGAAAAUUAUUUUUUGUUGAAGAGCCGCUUGCCUCCCUGCUGACGGAUGUCUUGAGUUCUCUUAUAUCGAUUAUCGGCACCGAAAGAUGGAAUUUUCCAGAAUUUCUCAUAUUUUGAUAGCAAUAUGGUCAUUCUUGAUUGACAUCGGUUUGUGUUAUUUUCGCCACUUUUCAUCGGGUCAUCGCCAAUCCAGUUUACUUCAAAGAAGAGCAUUACGGCUACGAACUAGCGCUCCUUAUGUGUCCUGUUGAAAUUUUACUACUUUUAGAGUUGCCAAUAAGCAAACGCCCAAUACUCUUGCUGCUCAUCAGCCUUGAAGAUAUUUUAUGGAUUUCUGAAAGAAGUUCCUUUUCAACUAGA
Molecule: messenger RNA, 6298 nt
Organism: Sycon ciliatum
Lineage: Eukaryota; Metazoa; Porifera; Calcarea; Leucosolenida; Sycettidae
Exons: 6
Coding region: 1984-5760 (1258 amino acids)
Biological process (GO): positive regulation of GTPase activity; Ras protein signal transduction
Cellular component (GO): plasma membrane
Molecular function (GO): guanyl-nucleotide exchange factor activity
Source: RefSeq, a predicted model, not a curated record